AUGAAACUCCAAACUGAGGCCGCAAACAUUCUAUCGCGCACAUCGGCGUACUUGCAAUCAGGUGUGAUCAAACAGAAGCCAGUAUGGUUCGACAUUGUUGCCAAGUAUCCUCCAAAGCACAAUCUUGUUAAGAAGCCUUAUAUCCACGAAGCCAACUCCAGUGAUCCAAGGAAUGAUUUGCUUGGACCCAAGGACCAGCCUUUACAGAAGUCACAGCGUUUCAAAACUCGCCCUACCUCAAGUGAAAUUGCUAACAAAAACAACCAAAUUCAUCGUAUACCAAAAUUGAAAUUCCUUGAGGAUGAAUUGAGAAAUUAUUUCUACUUACAGCAUCCAUGGGAGUUAGCGAGACCCAAGAAUCUUAUCGAAAAUAAUGGUGACGAAGUAUUGAAAAAGUGUGAUUGGAGCCACAUGUUACAGUUGCACAAGCCAUUAGAUGGAGAAUCAGUUAUACAACGAGCCAUGUAUUUCUUACAAAAUGAUGACAAGGUGCGGGAUAUUUUCGAAGCUUAUGAUUUGGCGAGAUUUGAAUUUUAUCGUUUGCGUAUGGCUGAAGAAAUGGAGAGCCAUAUAGCCAAAGAAGAAAGUGCAAUGUACGGAGCUGUUUAUGAGUCAACGAAUAUCGACUGGAAUUUGACUACUGAGCAAAAAUAUAUCGAUGAUUGGGUCAAAUUGGCUGCUGAACAAACGCAGGUAUUGGAAGCUAAUGCUAAUAGGUCUCAAGCCCCAAGUGGAUCGUUGGUGGAAGAAGAGAAAUCAAGAGCAUCGUUGUUUGAAAGUUUGUUGCUGGUUAAUAACGAUGUUUCGGAUGAAAUUAAGAGGUCUAAUGCUGGUUUAGAGAAGGUAUGA
This is a messenger RNA of Lodderomyces margitis, 849 nucleotides long. RefSeq names its product mitochondrial 37S ribosomal protein mS23. Gene Ontology annotation, molecular function: structural constituent of ribosome. The record is from RefSeq and is a predicted model, not a curated record. Bases 1 to 849 code for a protein of 282 amino acids. Gene Ontology annotation, cellular component: mitochondrial small ribosomal subunit. The transcript has a single exon. NCBI's taxonomy places the organism in Eukaryota, Fungi, Ascomycota, Pichiomycetes, Serinales, Debaryomycetaceae.